ACAUUUCUAACCUCUUUUGAGUCUUUGAACUCGAUCAUUACGUGUUGUAAAGACUUACGAAAACAAUUUCUUACUAGCAAAAUGGAUAAACCAGUAGUCCUAGCUCGUGUCAUGAAAGUUUUGGGAAGAACUGGAUCCCAGGGACAAUGUACCCAGGUGAAAGUUGAAUUCAUCGGUGAACAAAACCGACAAAUCAUCAGGAACGUUAAGGGGCCUGUCAGAGAAGGUGACAUUCUCACGUUGCUGGAAUCCGAAAGAGAAGCUAGAAGACUAAGAUAACUUUUUUGCAGUUAUUUCCAUCUGUAAGCAUUGUAUUGUUUAAAACUCUCAUAUUGUGAAAAAAAGUUAGUGAAGACACGACCGAAGAAGCAAUUGUAUGGCGAAACACGUUUAAUUUUUGUAAAACCGUUUAGUAAAAAUGUCACAAUAAAGUGUUUUUUGAAUA
Leptinotarsa decemlineata (Colorado potato beetle) is the source of this 445-nucleotide messenger RNA. RefSeq names its product small ribosomal subunit protein eS28. Lineage: Eukaryota; Metazoa; Arthropoda; Insecta; Coleoptera; Chrysomelidae. The record is from RefSeq and is a predicted model, not a curated record. Gene Ontology annotation, biological process: ribosomal small subunit assembly; translation; maturation of SSU-rRNA. Gene Ontology annotation, molecular function: structural constituent of ribosome. Gene Ontology annotation, cellular component: ribosome; cytosolic small ribosomal subunit.